This is a messenger RNA of Aspergillus puulaauensis, 1365 nucleotides long. RefSeq names its product amidase. The record is from RefSeq and is a predicted model, not a curated record. Lineage: Eukaryota; Fungi; Ascomycota; Eurotiomycetes; Eurotiales; Aspergillaceae. The transcript is spliced from 4 exons. The coding region runs from base 1 to 1365 and encodes 454 amino acids.
AUGGAACCACACAGACUCACCGCAGCCGAAGCCUCCCAGCUAAUCCAAUCCAACAAACUCACCGUCGAAUCCUACGCCCGAGCCCUCCUCUCCAGAAUCUCAUCGCGCGACUCCGCUGUCAAAGCAUGGGUCCAUCUCAAUCCAGACGCCGUCCUGCAACAAGCCCGGACACUCGAUCAAGUCCCGGUUACCCAGCGCGGUCCGUUGCAUGGGAUUCCGGUUGCGGUUAAGGAUGUUAUUCAUACAAAGGAUAUGCCAACUGAGCAUAACUCCCCUUUAUACAAAGAUAGUCAUGUCCCCGUUGACGCCGCAGUCGUCGCGACUCUGCGCGCAGCGGGGGCUCUCAUAUUCGGAAAAACAACAACCACCGAAUUCGCCGCAAUGGUCGUCGGGCCUGAAACGCGAAACCCGCACUCGUUAUCUAGCACAAACACCACUGAUAGUGAUAAUGUUGGGAUUCGCACACCAGGCGGCUCAAGCUCCGGCUCCGCAGCCGCCGUAGCGGAUUUCCAGAUCCCUAUUGCAUUAGGGACCCAGACAGGUGGGAGUAUAGUGCGGCCGGCGAGUUUCAAUGGCGUGUAUGGAUUCAAACCGACCUGGAAUGCGGUGAGUCGCGAGGGGUGUAAGGUUUAUGCGAUUACGCUGGAUACGGUUGGAUUUUUUGCGAGGGGUGCGGCGGAUUUGAGGUUGUUGGGUGGGGUUUUGGGGGUGGAUGAUUAUGGUUUCAAACAGGAUGAAGAACAUCGGUUUAAAGGGGUGGGAGGGGCGAGGAUUGGCGUUGUGAGGAGUCCGGUUUGGGAGUAUGCGGGGCAGGGCACGAUUGAUGCACUGCAAAAUGGUCGGGGGAUACUUGAAGCCCACGGCGCCGUUGUGGAAGAGGUACAGCUUCCUGUGGAGUUCGAGAACAUGCUCGACUGGCAUAUCAAAAUCAUGGCUGCGGAAGGCCGUGUGAAUUUCCUGUCCGAAUAUCGAAAGGACAAGACGCAGAUCCACCCGAUACUGGCUGAGAUGGUGGAGAAUGGGUCGGGUCUUACGCGCGCGCAGGAACUGGAGGCGUUUGACGGUGUUGCGAUGCUGAGGCCGCGCAUUGAUGAGAUUGCGAAUCGGUUUGAUGCGCUGCUUACCCCUAGUGUCCCUGAUGAGGCGCCUCUGGGGCUGGAGAGUACGGGGAGUGCGGUGUUCAAUCGGAUGUGGACGGCGCUGCAUGUUCCUGUUGUGACUGUUCCUGGCUUCGGGGGUGAGAAUGGAAUGCCGAUUGGUUUGACGCUUGUUGCUGCGAGAUACCAUGACCAGCAUUUACUCAACGUUGCUGAGGCGGUUGGGAAGGUGUUUGAGGAGGAGGGAGGGUGGAAGUCGUCUUUAUAA